Engraulis encrasicolus (European anchovy) is the source of this 3396-nucleotide messenger RNA. RefSeq names its product dehydrogenase/reductase (SDR family) member 13a, duplicate 3 (gene dhrs13a.3). The transcript is spliced from 5 exons. Lineage: Eukaryota; Metazoa; Chordata; Actinopteri; Clupeiformes; Engraulidae. The record is from RefSeq and is a predicted model, not a curated record. Bases 608 to 1585 code for a protein of 325 amino acids.
UAACAGACUAUCAGAGAUUCUUUAAGUAUAUAGUCUCUCUACUCUCUCUGCCUGAAUUCUACUAAGACAAGACUCCAAAAUGCCAUAACCAACUGACACCUGGUUAAACCAGUCAUUGUUUAAGUGAUCAGAGGAGGAGCAACCUAGUGGUUAUCUUAUAUGAUGCCACUCUGAUCAAGGUUCAAGAACAUGUAAGUUGGAAGAACACUAAUACUGUUCGAUUAGGGCAAUUCAGUGGCUGGAGUGGUCUGCCAACAAGGUGAGUUCUCAGGGAGGGGUUAUUUUAUUCUACUGUGUGUAUGUGUGCAUGCUGUUUAUAGGGAAUAUUUCUUUACUUGUUUUUGCACCAUGUCUGUGGUUUAUCUGCUUUAGAUGUAAAGGUAGUCUUACCAGCAGCCCAAGCCAGACUACAAGAAAAGUACUGUGGCUUUGUGUAAACACAACCACUGUAGCGACAUCUGGUGGUUAUUUGGAAUAUAACAGUAUAACAUCCCGGAAGUGGCCUUGUGAACGGCGGCAAUGCAUGUUGCAAGCACAACAAAACAAACACAUGAAAGAUUUGAGGAGACUUUCCCCACCCAUCAUCGUUUAACAGCACCACGGCAUCAUGUCACUUUUCUUAACUACGUUAUCAGGUGGAGUCAUACUGUACCUGUUGAUAUAUUACACAAUGUUCAAGGGAUCCCGAUGUCGAAGCAGUGCUGUUUUGAAGGGGAAAACUGCUAUUGUGACAGGCAGCAAUACAGGCAUUGGGAAAACAACUGCCAUGGAGCUAGCCAAGAGAGGCGCACGUGUCAUACUGUCAUGUCGCAACCAACAGAAAGCAGAAGCUGCUGCCUACGACAUAAGGAGGGAAAGUGGAAACAACGAAGUCCUGUGCAUGCAGUUGGACUUGGCGAGCCUGAAGUCUGUGCGGACAUUUGCUGAGACUUUUCUGAAAACAGAGCCUCGACUUGAUCUGCUCAUCAACAAUGCAGGCGUCAUGGCGACGGGUCAAACGGAGGACGGCUUCGGCCUGGCCUUCGGGGUCAACCAUCUAGGUCACUUCCUGUUGACCUCGCUGCUCCUGGAGCGCCUGAAGCAGGCCGGGGGCGGCAGCCGCGUGGUGAACGUGGCGGCGCUCCUCCACCGGCUCGGCACGGUCGACUUCGCCGCCCUCAAUGCCCACAAGGACCUGGUGACGCCAACGCCAGGCCGGUCCAGCUGGCACGCGGCCCUCAUGGCCUACUGCCACAGCAAGCUGUGCAACCUCCUCUUCACCCGCGAGCUGGCCAACCGCCUGGAGGGCACCAGCGUCACCUGCUACAGCCUCCACCCAGGCGUGAUCAGCACGGAGCUGUGCCGCAACAUGAGCUGGUGGCAGAGGCUGCUGCUGGUGCCCGUCUCCAAGCUCCUCUUCCUGGACUCGGAGGCUGGCGCCCAGGUCACCCUACACUGCGCCCUCCAGGAGGGCAUCGAGCACUUCAGCGGCCGCUACUUCUCCUCCUGCUCCCUGCGGCCGGGCUCCGUGGGGCCAAAGGCACGGGACGACGGCCUGGCUAAGAAGCUGUGGGAAGUCAGCGAGCGGCUAUGUGGUCUGUCCUGAGAUACAGCUAGAGGAGAGAGAGGUUAGGCGAUGUACUGUAAGAUUUGUGAGGUCUUUGUUUGCAGGUGCAGCUUUUCAGAGUGUCACAGUUUUCAGUUUGUAGAGAGAGAUGUCAACACAGAGAUGUCAACUGCUUCGGUUUCAAAGCAAGCCAAAAAUUACAUUACAUUACAUUACAGUUAGCUGGCACUUUUAUUCAAAGGGACUUACAGUUAUUUACAGGGUAUUGGUUAUAUUCGAGGUUAUAGGAUUUGAACCUGCUACCCUCUGAUCUCAAGUCCACCACCCUAACCAUUAGCCCAUGGCUGCCCCCCAAAAUGAAUUGGUGAAACCGUAAAAGAGCAGUGUUGCACUCUUCCUCUACAAAUUCCAAAAUAAUGCAGAGUAAGAUACAUGCUGCACCGUUUUGUAAUGUUUUAUUUGAAGGGGUCUACUGUUAGAGCUACCAAACUGUGCGAAGUCAGUGAGGGGCUAUGUGGUCUGUUCCAACUGAGCGAUAGGAGAAGAGAGGUGAGGUUAAAUAAUGUAAGAAGCUCCCAAUGCUGCACUCUACCCUGUUUUACGGAAGUCUCGUUGCUUGCCAGUUUGCUAUUUAUCUUGGUUAUUUGCCAAUGGGAAACUGGAUUGCAACCAAUUAAGUUGCUAACAUCAUAGUUCGCAACAACGCUGUUUGAGAAAUGCACCUCUGUUCGGUAAUGUUUUAUUUGAUGCACAUGCUGCACUGUUUAGUUUUAUUUGAAGGCUGUUAUACUUUAUCUGCUAGGUUCCCACCUUUGUGGGCUUAUUUACAGAAGGUGUACUGGGCAAGGUGACUUGAUAAGUUUAACCAAAGAUUUUUACACUCUCUGGUUUAACCUUAACUGGGAGUCAUGGACCUGAGCUCUCCUGAAUACGUACAUAAAAACAUUGGUUGGUGUUUAACAACUCAAAAUAUUUAAUCAUUAUCAGUAUUCUACACUUCAGAACAUGACAUGAACCCUUUAUAUUAAAUGACAUUGCACUUAGCUAAUUAUUCACAGGGUAUUGGUCUCUGUCCUUGGAGUAGUAUGGGAUGAGGUACCUUGCUCUUCAGCAAUGGGGUAUGGUUGUGAGUGGAAGGGUGGGAUUUGAACUAGCAACCCUCUGAUCUAAAACCCAUCUCCUUAACCUUUAGGCCCACAGUGGAGACAUUACCACACACACAUACAGUAUCAUAUUACAGACACAUGUCAUUACAUUACAAUGUCACUUAAUUUGUGCGGUUAUAUCAUUUGGGCAUUCAUUCAGUUUUUUGUAAUGCCCACAUUCCAAACAAAUCUAAACAAAGCAUUACAAAAUUCAAAGGGGACUUCAUGUCAGUCAUACCCAUAAAAUAAUAUGUGUCAAUGAGAUUUAAGACCCAACUCACGUCAGUCUUAUGCAAAUGCUUUCAAAUAGUGUUGCCCUGCACUGUUUUUAGACGGACACACUGGUUUGAAAUUAAAGCUUUAAUCGUUUGUUUUUUGCACUUGAAACAUGCCUUAUCAAACUGACAUUUUAUUUUGUAAAGAAACCACUAAUUGAAAAGAUAAUAUUAGGAAAUAAUUUUUGUGUUUUACUCAACAGCAUUUUCCACAACCUAUGUUAUUUGAAUUUCCCAUUAACUGAUUCUCCCUCAAAGAAAUAUAUUGGAAACUCAAAAUUGUACUACAUGACUUAGAAAUAUAAUACAUUUGUCAGCACUGUGAGGGUAUAUUUUGUAUAUAGAUAGCAUUAACACUCAGGAGAAAACCACUACCCUCCCUAUGCAAUUAUGUUUUUGUAAACCAUUAAUAAAUAUUUAUUUUACAACA